Molecule: messenger RNA, 954 nt
Organism: Alternaria ventricosa
Lineage: Eukaryota; Fungi; Ascomycota; Dothideomycetes; Pleosporales; Pleosporaceae
Exons: 2
Coding region: 1-954 (317 amino acids)
Source: RefSeq, a predicted model, not a curated record
AUGAGCAAACGCUUUCGAGACACGCUGCCACCUACACGACUCACGGCACUCGCAGCCACGGCGAUGAUGGCCGCCCGGCAUUCCUCCUUGAAGAUCCAGAUGCUCAGCAAGGUCCCCGACGUGGAUAUGUACGAAGAUGUUAUCCAAUUAACGACAACACUCCAGCUCAAUCCACCUGUAUCUAUCUAUAUUAAAAGCGACUCACCAUAUCGGGUCACUCUGAUAAAGGGCAACAGCGUUGACGUCGACGCUGGCCCCCAGUCCAUCACCAAGAUCGCGUCCUCAAGGUUGCUUAUCAUUGCGUCAUCAGCGCCGCUGAAGUCCGCAUUCGCUGAAGGAUGGAACAGGCUGCCAGCCGAGCUAAAGAGCCUGACUCUUGAGUUCAAUAUGAAAGCCGAGAAUCGCGUCGGAGCGGGCAACAACACAGUCUACCCUUCAAUAGUCCAUCGUCAGUUACUUCCCCACCUGGUAAUGACACGCGAGAUCGCCGAAAUGGCGCGAGAAAUCUUCUGGACCAAGAAUGAGUUCUAUCUAGAGCCGUCAGAUCAGUCUGUCGUUAUCGGAAACAGACGGUUAAACAAGCGCUUCUACUUCGCCUAUCCCCCACAAGCAUUUCAUCAUCUCAUUCGGCGGGUCGUUGUGCGGAUCCUCCCGAUGAGGGAUGAGUGGCUUAAACUCGCUAAGCUUGCAAACGGUGACUAUGGUUUCGCUGCGCUUCGUAACGUCGUUGUCGAGCUUGACUUGCGGCGCAUGUUGUACAAUGCGAGAGCAUGGACCAACUUUCUCGCCCAGAUCGUCGGCGAUGGAGUCAGUUUUCACUGCGCUGGCAAUGUGAAGUUUCUUGCUCCACAGUACGCUGAGAAUGUGUCAUCAGAGCUUUCGUUCAAGGAUGUGAAGAAGAUGUUCACAGGCAAAAUCAGGUUCGCGGUCGAGGAGACCAAGUCGCAUGGCUGA